UUUUUUUUCAAAUAGGAACUGUUUUACAACUUUUUCAUUUUGCCUUGUGGUAGGCCAAAAACCAGUUUGCUCAAUAUAACACAGAUUAUGAUAGUCAAGGAAUAAUUUUAAUGAAAAUCAAUGAGGAAAAGACAAUUAUUAGUAAGCGAGCCAUUACAACCUUCAAGUGAUUAUUACGAGAGCAGGUUAAAAAAACAUCCAUUUCCACUCUAACGAUAUCUUAAAAUGGCAAUAAAUUCUUUAAUUAGUUUAAUUUAAUCAUGAAAUACAAUGACAAUUGAGGGAUUUACAGGCAAAUCACCUUUUAUACCCACUGUAUCAUAUUGACACACAUUUUCACCACAAUUUUGUCAUAAAAUAAAGUACAAAAUAUGAAGUAAUUAUAAGUUGCUUCAAUACAGUAAAUAUGUAUAUUGAAAUAUUUGUAUCAAUAUAGCGCAACGUAAAAAAAUUUUUGCAAAUCACUACAUGAAGGCAACCAUUUUGGAUUUGGCACUCAAAAGGCCCGCCACUUUCUGCAGUGCACAAACAAUCCACCAGAGGGCAGAAGACAGUCAUGGUGAUGACAGAUCUCAGAACUCCCCCUUAACCUCUUAAAAAUCAUUAGCUUUUUAAUUUCGUCAUUGGAAUUCCCAAAUAAAAAAGGCUUGAAAUAGAAGAACUGUUGGGCCAAAGAGCAUGUAUGACAACUAAUUUGAAAGGCAACAUGCUCUAGUUCGUGAAAACUUGCUCAUUUAGUACGGGGCUAACACACAGCCUCCACUACAUCUGCUUAAACAUAAAGGAAACAUUUAUUUCUUUGGUUCUUGUCUUCAGUAAGUCAGUAUUUGAGUCGCAUUAAUGAGGCCAUGCUCAAUGUUACAACUGUUACGACAUACAUCAUGUCAACUACAUCUGCGUAAAAUAUUAGACUUCUGGGCCAAACUUUAUGGGAGCUAGUCUUUAGUGUCACUGGUGUCCCCAAACCUUAACCCUGAUCCGGUGCACUGUGGAUCUGGUGGAUUUUAACAGGUUAAGAGACAAGAAGGCAAUGAUCAAAGUCAAACACCGCACCUUGGUUUUAGUGGCUAUUGAAGAGUUAGCAGUUAAUCUACAGACGGUUCAAUGAAAACAUGAGCACACAUGCCUAGUGUGUCCUCCGAAAGCCUUUGAGGAAGCAGCAGUUAUCGAACAAUGGAGAGUGACAAACAGGGACUCAACCUGAAGAGGGAAGUUGGGAUUAUAGGAGCUGUGUCAUUCAUUGCUGGAACCAUGAUGGGAUCUGGAAUAUUUGUAUCCCCCCAGUAUGUGCUAUCCACUAUUGGCAGCCCUGGGGCCAGCCUUGUUAUAUGGGCCUGCUGUGGGUUGAUAGCCAUGCUGGGGGGACUCUGCUAUGCUGAACUGGGCACAGUCAUACCGGAGUCUGGAGCAGAGUAUAUCUACAUUCUGCGGACGGCAGGGAAAGUGGUGGCUUUCAUGUUUGUCUUCAGCUUCAUCAUUGUCAUGAGACCUGCCAGUGCCACAGGAAUUGCUCUGAGCUUUGCUGAAUAUGUUGUGGCCCCCUUUUACAACGAGUGCACCCCUCCACAGCUGGUGGUGAAGUGCGUGGCUGCAGGAAGUAUCAUGGUGCUGGCCAUUGUUAACUGUCUGAGCGUCCGCUUGGCCACCGCCAUCCAGGUGGUUUCCAUGGCAGUCAAAGUGCUGGCAAUGGCAGUGAUCAUACUGGGAGGUGUUGUGAUGCUUUUCCAGGGACACACUGAGAACUUUGAUAACUCUUUUGAGGGAACAAAUGUUGGUGUCAGUUCAAUUGGCAUUGCUUUUUAUCAGGGCUUGUGGUCCUAUGAUGGCUGGAACACUCUGAAUUAUUUAACUGAAGAGCUGAAGGAUCCCGAAGUGAAUCUUCCUAGGGCGGUUGUCAUUGCCAUUUCUCUGGUGACUGGCUUAUAUCUGCUGGUGAAUGUGAGCUACCUGACAGUAAUGACACCUAGAGAGCUCAUGUCCUCCAGCGCAGUAGCAGUAACCUGGGGGAAUAAGGUGCUAGGAAGCUGGGGCUGGAUCAUGUCUGUGGCUGCAGCAUUGUCUGCUUUUGGUUCACUGAACGGGACAUUCUUCAGUGGUGGCCGCGUGUGCUUUGUUGCUGCCAGGGAGGGACACAUGCCAGAUAUUCUGGCCAUGGCUCACGUCCACAGACUGACUCCAUCUCCAGCCCUGAUAUUCACCACUGUUGUCUCUCUGGUAGUGCUGAUCCCCGGAGACUUCCAGAGUAUUGUCAACUUCUUCAGUUUCACUGCCUGGUUUUUCUAUGCCAUCACCCUAUCUGGACUUAUCUACCUCAAGAUUAAGAAGCCGGAGCUCCCCAGGCCGUACAAGGUACCCAUUAUACUCCCCAUACUGGUCCUCAUUGCAGCAAUAUUCCUUGUGCUGGCACCAAUCAUAGACGAUCCUCAGAUCGAAUACCUCUAUGUGACUUUAUUUAUCUUAAGUGGAGCUAUAAUCUACGUACCCUUCAUCCAUUACAAGCUCUGCCCAGGACUGCUCACCAAGUUAACAGUGUUCCUGCAGCUGUUCCUAGAGGUCGCCCCGGCUGAGAAGAACCUUUAAUUCGGGCAGAAAAUUUCAGAAGAAAGAGGUGUUUUUCCAAUGUUAUUGCUUGUGUUUUUUAACUCAACCUGCUGUUGCUAUGACCAAAGGUGAAAGUCUGUCACUCGCAGCUCCAAGAACUAAAGAACCAAACCGUAGCAUCCUUUGUCUUUAAACAGUUACUUUUUUAAUUACUGUGUCUUACGGUGCUAAAGAACUGUAUGUAAUGAAAUUGUAAUAAAAUUAUGCAUCCACCGUUGUGCUUCAGAAAACUGUACAAAAAUAAAACAAGGCUUGUUUCUCAACAA
Molecule: messenger RNA, 2867 nt
Organism: Dicentrarchus labrax (European seabass)
Lineage: Eukaryota; Metazoa; Chordata; Actinopteri; Moronidae
Product: b(0,+)-type amino acid transporter 1
Exons: 6
Coding region: 1174-2580 (468 amino acids)
Biological process (GO): amino acid transmembrane transport
Cellular component (GO): membrane
Molecular function (GO): L-amino acid transmembrane transporter activity
Source: RefSeq, a predicted model, not a curated record